AGGACAUGUACUUGCCAGGGUGAAGUCUGGGGCUUGACUACCGCUACAGUGUCUUGUCAACCCAUGUCACUUACAGCGGUUCUCAACCUGUGGGUCGCGACCCCUUUGGCGGUCGAAGGACCCUUUCACAGGGGUCGCUUAAGACCAUCCUGCCUAUCAGAUAUUUACAUGACGAUUCAUCACAGUAGCAACAUGACAGUGAUGAAGUAGCAACGAAAAUAAUGUUAUGGUUGGGUCACAACAUGAGGAGCUGUAUGUAAAGAGCCAGAAGGUUGAGAACCACUGCAUGAUAUAUUGCUUGGACUCUUCCAAGUGCUCCCACUGUGUCCUUAGGACAGCCCUGUGGUAGAAGGUUAUUACUGGCACAGGAUCCUGGAGUGACCUGUCCAACAUCGCCCUGCACUUUCCAGUCCUAGAGCUGGGGGCUGGGGGCCGGAUUUCUAGUUGAAAACGCCAAUGCCUGUCCUGUUUCCUCCCGCGAUCUUUUCCUCCGAGCGUACUCAAGGCAAGCAGUGAAACAAACAAGCAGAUUUCCCACGGACAAUGAAUUCUCAAACAGCCAGUGUGGAACAACAGGCAUUUCAGCCGGACGAUGGAAGAACUGGUGCACGACCUGGUGUCGGCCCUGGAGGAGAGCUCGGAGCAGGCCCGCGGCGGCUUUGCGGAGACGGGGGACCACGCGCGGAGCCUGUCCUGCCCCCUGAAACGCCAGGCCCGGAAAAGGAGAGGGAGGAAGCGCAGGUCCUACAACGCCCAUCACCCCUGGGAGGCCGGCCACGGCCUGAGCGAGGGCUCCGACUCCAGCUUGGAGGAGCCGAGCAAGGACUACAGGGAGAACCCCGCCAGCCAUAAGCAAGAUCACAGCGACUCCGACGACCAGAUGCUGGUGGCCAAGCGCAGGCCGGCGUCCACGCUGAACAGCAGCGUGCGGGGCAAGCGGCCGCUGUGGCACGAGGCGGACUUGGCCUUGGACGGCCUGGGGAGCCGCAGCCUGCGGCGCCGGAGGAAGGUGAAGCGCAUGGCCCUGGACCUGCCGCAGGACGCGUGCAAGCGCCCCAUGACCCAGCCCCCCGACGGCUGCAGGGACCAGGACAUGGACCAGGACCGGGCGUACCAGUACCCGGAGUUUGCCAAAAGCAAAGUCAAGAAGCGGAAACUGAGGGUCCCCAGGCAGGGACCCAAAACCCAAGACGAAGGCGUGGUUUUAGACAGCGAGGAGCUGAGCCAGACCAAGGACAAGAUGGAAUACGAAGAGCAGAAGGUGUCCGACGAGCUCAUGAGUGAAAGCGAUUCCAGCAGCCUCAGCAGCACGGAUGCUGGCUUGUUUACCAACGAUGAGGGAAGGCAAGGGGACGACGAGCAGAGUGACUGGUUUUACGAAAAGGACUCGGGCGGAGCGUGUGGCAUCACGGGGGUCAUUCCCUGGUGGGAGAAGGAAGAUCCCAGCGAGCUGGACAGACACUUGCCAGACCCCGUCUUUGAAAGUAUCCUAACGGGUUCCUUCCCCCUCAUGUCGCAUCCCGCGAGAAGAGGUUUCCAAGCUAGACUCAGUCGCCUCCGUGGAAUGCCUUCCAAGAAUAUUAAAAAGUCUGGAGGGACCCCACCUUCAAUGGGGACCGCUCCGGGGCCAGUCAGUAACAAGAGGAUGGUUCACUUCUCCCCGGAUUCUCACCACCACGACCACUGGUUCAGCCCCGGGGCCAGGACCGAGCACGGCCAGCAUCAGCUUCUGAGAGACAGCCGAGCCGAGAGAGGACACAAGAAAAACUGCUCUGUGAAGACGGCCAGCAGGCAAACCAGUAUGCAUUUAGGAUCCUUGUGCAUGGGAGAUGUCAAACGGAGAAGGAAGGCAGCACCCUUGCCUGGACCUCCUACAACAGGAUUCGUCGGAGAAAACGCCCAGCCCAUCUCAGAAAACAACAUAGGGAACCGCAUGCUCCAGAACAUGGGCUGGACACCUGGUUCGGGCCUCGGACGCGAUGGCAAGGGGCUGGCCGAGCCCAUUCAAGCCAUGCAGAGGCCAAAGGGAUUGGGACUUGGAUUUCCGCUACCAAAAAGCACUCCCGCAGCCCCCAGCACCCCCAUCCCCGCCUCGGGGACAUCCACCUAAGAAGAAACACUUCACAGUUUUGCUUCGCUUGCUCUGUGUCCCGUUGUUCUGAAAUUACAGCACAGCUUCUGUUCGUGGAGCAGAAAUCGACAAGGCCUCAGACUUGUCACGCCAGCUUCCUAACCGCAUCCAGUCCACGGCGACAGAGAUGCGCUUUCAUCCCAGCUCAUGGUGCUCAAGUUCAAACCAUUCCCUUUAAAUGUUGUCAGCAACUUUUGGCUGUUUUUAGAUAUAAAGAACAGCUCACUUCUCUUAUUUA
Myotis myotis is the source of this 2369-nucleotide messenger RNA. RefSeq names its product G-patch domain containing 2 (gene GPATCH2). The coding region runs from base 593 to 2110 and encodes 505 amino acids. The record is from RefSeq and is a predicted model, not a curated record. The transcript is spliced from 10 exons. NCBI's taxonomy places the organism in Eukaryota, Metazoa, Chordata, Mammalia, Chiroptera, Vespertilionidae. Gene Ontology annotation, molecular function: nucleic acid binding.